This is a messenger RNA of Cyphellophora attinorum, 1602 nucleotides long. Its product is annotated as Carboxypeptidase 2. Gene Ontology annotation, biological process: proteolysis. Gene Ontology annotation, molecular function: zinc ion binding; metallocarboxypeptidase activity. Bases 1 to 1602 code for a protein of 533 amino acids. The transcript is spliced from 2 exons. The record is from RefSeq and is a predicted model, not a curated record. NCBI's taxonomy places the organism in Eukaryota, Fungi, Ascomycota, Eurotiomycetes, Chaetothyriales, Cyphellophoraceae.
AUGUACUUCCGUGUGCUUGCGCUGGCCGCUGCCAUCACUGGAGUCAGUGCUCAAGGUCUGCAGUAUGGUGAGAAUCAACGUGGGACGAUCAAAGACAGCGAUAUCGUAGCUCAAGCCUUCCCCGAUGUCGACGGUAUCGAACUUCUCUCGCCUGCAUUCUUGAGGCCGAAUUCCACGCCACCAGGCUGGUCAAAUGGAACAGAUGGACCGACGGACGAUGCAGAGAUGGACUACUGGUACCGCACCAUCGCCAGGAGAAACGACUGGCUGCACUACCUAGGCGCUGAGUUCUCAUCAGAAGAGGGGCGGCCCAUUCCAUAUCUCUUCCUCACCAGCCCGGAUUCUAACAAUGCCACCAAGCUCAAAGUCUACAUUCAAGCCGCCAUCCACGGUGAUGAGCCAGCUGGUGACCAGUCUGUCAUGGCCCUUCUUGGCAAAAUGGACGCCAACCAGACCUGGACUGCUUCCCUGCUCGAACGCAUGGACAUCAAAAUCCUCCCCCGAUACAACCCAGAUGGUGUUGCUUACUUCCAACGACAACUCGCCUCCAAUCUUGAUGGCAACCGCGAGCAUCUCAAGCUUGAUCGACAGCAGUCCAGAGUUAUUAAGAAGGUAUUCAUGGACUAUUCGCCUCACAUCUCCAUCGACAUGCAUGAAUUCACCGCACCCACUGUCUACGGCGGAGACUACCAACACGGCGCGGAUGCGCUUAUCUCAGGUGGUAUCAACCCUAACAUCCAUCCUGCGAUCCGCGAACAAUUGCUCGAAGUGUUCAUCCCCGCCAUGGGCGAGCGGCUGGAAACCAAUGGACUACGUUGGGAGCCAUACGUUACUGGCUCCUCAAAUCGGACGCAGGGCUCCCGCAUAGAGUUCGAAGAAGCUGUUACUGAGGCUCGUACCGGUCGCAAUGCGUACGGUCUGACACAAACUAUCUCCUUCCUAUGUGAGCUACGAGGAAUCAGGCUGGCCGAUCAGCACUUUCAGCGCCGUGUCACCACGGGACUGCUCAAGCUCGAGGCCAUUCUUGAGACUGCACGUGACAAUUUCGACAGUGCCCUCUCCAUUGUCGAGGACGCGAGAGAAGAAUUCAUCAACGGCAACGACGACAUUGUUAUCACAGACUCCUACACGCCUUCAGUACGGAAUUUCACAAUGGUGAACCGCGAGACCGGAGAGAUCGAGCAGGUUGAGGUUGAUUUCUGGGAAACCACGCCGUCAGUUGCCAACCUUACACGCCCGAGACCCGAGGCGUACCUUAUUCCUCGAACGUGGUCGGAUGUUGCUGCUCGACUCGAGAACUAUGGCCUCGAGGUCGAGACGCUGGAUUAUGAGUAUCGUGGGACUGUUGAAGUACUCAACAUCACCUCAACAGAAUUGGACGAUGCGAUAUACGAGGGUCACGUUCUGAACACGGUGACAGCGGAGCCGCUGUACAAGGAGGUCCGACUGCCUGUUGGCAGCUUCUUGGUCAGUACACGCCAGAAGAAUGCGGCGCUGGCGUUCAUUGCCUUGGAGCCAGAGAACAUCGACUCGUAUGUCACAUUCAACCUGAUUCCCGUAGAUGUGGGCGACGAAUACCCAAUCUUCAGAGUGAUGGGGUGA